AAAUAAAUACCCAGGCCUGCACAAAAACUUCCAUAUUUCCCACCAAACUUCAAAGAAUUUGUUUCUUUGAGUUUGAGAUUUAAUUUGUUUUGGUAAGGUCCAGAGUUCGAAUCCCGAUUUAAUUUGUUUGGUGAGGUCGAGGGAUCGAAUCCCAUGGCGAGAUGGAUUGGAAUGGAGAGCUCGGGUUCAGCAGGCUCUGUAGGUUUUGUAGCGGUGGUCGUAUGCGUGCUAGCGGUGGCCGCUCUAGUGACGGCUCUCUGCGCUACACACUUCCGCAAAGAAGAGAAGACCCGCAAAAGCGAUGGUCAUAUGGACCAGCCGGCUUGCAAUUUCGUUACAAAUUUCAAGCUCCCGCCAAAGUCCCCCGGCAGAGCCAUUUUCAACAGCUUAAGCGGUCCGAAAAAGCUUCUGCUGAGCAGAAAAUGGGGGAAGAGUGAGGAAGAUGAGCUUAAGGCAUAUGACAGUGCGGUCACUGAAGAAGGGGAUUUUCUGUGGCAGAGGAGUAUUUUAAUGGGGGAAAGGUGUAAGCCCCCGGAUUUCUCAGGGAUGAUUAUUUAUGACGAUAAGGGUAACCGUUUGCCCCAUUUUCCUCCAAGGUCUCCAAAGCUCAACCUUUUUCAUCCUUCUCUUGAGGCGGAAGCUCAGCGUUAACGCAGUUUGAGGAAAUAUUUAGUUUACAGGAUGAGAUUCGAACCUGGAAUCUCGAAUUGUUUGGUGUUGAAGCAUAUACGGCAGCGAUAUCUUCUUAAAUCUGUCAUCUUUAACUAUUUAAUUUUACAGGAUGAGAUUCGAACCUUGAAUCUCGAAUUGUUUGGUGUUGAAGCAUAUACAUCAGCGAUAUCUUCUUAACUCUGUCAUCUUCAGACUAUUUUAUCCUUCCAGAGGACUCUGUAAGCUAGAAAAAAUCUGCAAGUUAAAAGUGGAUUGAACACAGUUUUCUGCGUCUGUUCUGUUGAAAAAAGGUCUGGAUAUACUCUUGAAAAUCUACCUGUGAGCUUCUUAGCUCCCAAAGGUGCUAUUGUUAUGUAUAUCUGAUCUUAGUUUUAGUUUAUUUCAAUAUGAUAAUAUGCAGUUGUGGAAACACUAUGAAUUUCUUGUUUAGACAGAAGAAAAGAUUCUUAUUA
Messenger RNA from Cryptomeria japonica (Japanese cedar), 1124 nucleotides. RefSeq lists its product as uncharacterized. Lineage: Eukaryota; Viridiplantae; Streptophyta; Pinopsida; Cupressales; Cupressaceae. The record is from RefSeq and is a predicted model, not a curated record. The transcript is spliced from 2 exons. Bases 154 to 651 code for a protein of 165 amino acids.